Schizosaccharomyces cryophilus OY26 is the source of this 2307-nucleotide messenger RNA. RefSeq lists its product as uncharacterized. Gene Ontology annotation, molecular function: transmembrane transporter activity. Bases 504 to 2114 code for a protein of 536 amino acids. The transcript has 4 exons. NCBI's taxonomy places the organism in Eukaryota, Fungi, Ascomycota, Schizosaccharomycetes, Schizosaccharomycetales, Schizosaccharomycetaceae. The record is from RefSeq and is a predicted model, not a curated record. Gene Ontology annotation, cellular component: membrane. Gene Ontology annotation, biological process: transmembrane transport.
UCCUCAAACUACCACUUAUUCGGUGUCUUUAUAGAUAUUCACAUGUAAACAGUAGUUAUCACUUUAGAUAAAGAACGUAAGGAAAAAAAUGUAAUAAUCAAUUGUAGAAAGAAAUACAAUGGCAAACAUGAAAGCUUAAACCGUUUAAUGUCGUGUUAUUAUGGCUGUUAACUUUACUGAACAAUGAAGAAGGGAAAUCGCGAUAUCAAUAUCUGUCGUAAGGCUUUAUCAAAUGCUGUCUACAGAAAAUGCCUAUAUAAAUGAUGAAAGGGUCGGCUCCAUCCAUUGUAAACAGCAUUCGCUUCAUUGACUUAAACCUGUGGUUUGUCAAUCGUUAAAUUGAAACAAAAUUGGAUGAAGGCUUGGGUAGAGACGUUGACACACAGUUGAACAUUUGCGGCUUCUGUUGCAUUGUCUUUUCGUUUCGCUUUGCUUUGCUUUGCUCUGCUUUAUUGAACUAACUUCAUAUUGCUUUCGUUGUAAAAAAUAGUCUAUUUUCAGCCAUGAGUUCCAUCAUCGAAAAAAACCAAAAGGAUCUUGUGUCUGAAACCACCAAGGGAGCAAGCUCUGUCCAUAGUCAAGGCUCAAAAGAUAUCGAAGUUGGUGAAUCCCACCAUCUGACUGAUGAUGACAAAGUGCUUAUAGGUCUAGGCUAUAAACCCGUAUUCCAACGCGAAUUUUCUUACUUGAGUGUCUUUGGUCAGUCCUUUGGUGCAAUGGGUCUUUGCCCCUCCAUAUCUGGCUCAAUCUCAUUCAGUAUGAAUUGUGGUCCAAGCGGUAUGGUUUGGUCUUGGUUCUUGGGAUGUGUUUGUUUACUUCCCAUUGCCAUUUCUAUGAGUGAACUAGCCUCUUCUAUGCCUACCUCCGGCAGCUUAUAUUAUUGGGUAGCGUACCUUUCGCCCAAAAAGUAUAGAGCCUUCCUUAGUUGGUUUUUGGGUUAUGUGAGUAUGCUUGCUUAUGGAACCGGCUUUGCUUCCACCAUUUACGCCGCUUCUUCCCUUCUCAUUGCUACGAUUUCUAUUGGAAGCCCUAGUUUUUCCCCUACAAAGUAUGAACAGUACGGCAUUUAUCUUGCCUUCUGUUUAGUUUGCUCUUUCCUUAUUGCUAUGCCAACGAAAUAUUUAGCCCGUUUCAACAAGUUUUGUGUGUUUUUCCAAAUUUCCACUGCAUUGAUUUUUAUUAUCAGCCUUGCAGCUUCCUCUAAUUCCACUACCAGGACGAGCGCUAGUCAUAUAUUUACCCAUUUCCACAAUUACUCAGAUUGGAAAAAUAUAGGCUGGGCGUUCAUCAUGUCAUUCACCACUCCAGUGUGGGUUGUAUCAGGUUUCGAGUCAUGUGCUACCGUUGCCGAGGAAGCCACGAAUGCUUCUGUAGCCGCUCCAAUUGCUCUUAUAUCUAGUUUAUCAGCAGCGUUAGUUUUGGGGUUUUGCGUAAUAGUUACUUUCUGUGCUACCAUGGGUUUUGAUUUUGAGGCCAUUAUGAAUAGUUCUACAGGUGAACCCGUUAUGCAAGUUUUAUUAAAUAAUUUGGGAGUCAAAGGUUGUCUUGGGGUAUCAUCUAUUUUAAUUAUAGGCCUUUGCCUGAACUGCUCUUCUUUGUGCGUGGGAGCUACACGAGAAGUCUUUGCUUUUUCCAGAGAUGGUGGUCUUCCUGCUAGUAAGUAUCUUCAAAAGAUCACUUCAAAUGGAGUUCCGAUAAACGCGAUCAUUAGUGUAAACAUCUACACUUUUCUGAUUGGUUUACUGAUGUUGGUGAAUGAAGCAGCCAUCACUUCUGUCUUCAACUUGGCCAUCAUUGCUCUGUUUGUUUGCUAUUCAUUGCCUAUGCUGACAAGAAUCUUAUUUGAUCGCCUUCAACCCGGUAAAUUUUAUUGUGGAAAGUUUAGUAAACCCCUAGCAAUUUAUUCAGUUGCAUGGCUCUGGUUUAUAGCAAUAAUGCUUUUUUUUCCAAGUUACGAACAUCCAAACCAAAUGGAAAUGAAUUGGGCUAUCGUCGUUUUCAUCUUUGUUUGCCUGUUUUGUCUUGUAUAUUACUAUUUUCCUAAAUACGGAGGUAAAACAUUCUUCCAGGGACCCGUGAAAACAAUUGAAAGCGAUCAUGAAUUCUUAUACUAACUUAGCUUUGGUUGUUCAUUAUACUUCUCUUUGUUAUUUACAUUUCGUUUUAUGCUAGUUGUCCAAUAUCUACGUUCGUUUAAUUUAAAAGGUAAUUAUCAAGUCUUUAGGAAAUAUGUUCGUUUUUUUACAACGCAUUGGAUAAUCAGUUGAAAUUAACCAAUCAAUUAAAAGUUAUUUCAUGAAAUCACCA